AUGGCCGACUAUGGCAGUGUCGAAGAGGAAGAGCAUCGCAAACAAUACGGCCAACCUUACACGGCGAAGCAUCCUGUUCCAACUGUACAGAAAUACCGACAUGAGGUACAAGAGCGGCGCAAUGCACCUGACCAACAACAAGAAGAUGAAGGUGAAGUUGACGACAAACUCAGGCGAGCAUACGGUUCAGCGAAAGCCAUCUUGACGGGACAAGAUGCGCCUGGAGGAGACAAAGAUCCAUACCCAAGUGCCAAUCGCAACAUGCCCAAUGUGCCCCAGAACGAGCAGGACGGGGGAAGACACUUCGAGCAAAAUGGAACUGCUUCUGACUCGAGAGAAGAUACGGACAGGAAACAGGCAGGAGGCGGACGUGCGAACGAUCAUAGGUCGGAUAACCACCAGGCGCCGGGUACCCAAGCGGGUGGCGAUUCAAAAAAAGAGAAGAAGUCCAAACCCCAGAACAAUCAAUCUGCAACGGAGAAUGCAGCGAAGGAGAGCGACCCACGGAAGAAGCAACAGGCCAUGAAAAAGCAGAAGCGAGAUGGCGGCGGCAGAGAAGUGACAGAUCCUGUCACACAUCUUCCAAUCACCAUCUAUGACUCCACGGAGAAAGACCUCAAGAGGACACGAGAAAACUAUCCUACCACUGGAGCGGUCGCUCGCACAUUCACUGGCUUGAGUGGAGCAACGAAGGAUCGGGAACAGCUGGACGAUGAGCAGGAUGAGCUGCAACGAGUGCAUGACGGCACGCAGCAGCUUUUCCCCCCUCCCUCUUACCAAGAUGCAAAGGCGGAACUGGCGAGGAUCCACCAACAGGGCUUCACUGCCGGCAUCGGUAUGGUCGGCGUUAGUGCCGUCCUUGCCGCUGCGGCAGCUCAAUUGUUCGCCCAUUCCGAGUCGUCCUGGCGCUCCCCAGCCCUUGUGACAGCACUCCUGGCUGCAGUCGGCUGUGCCGCCUCGGUGGUAUUCGUGCGGAGAUGGAUGUCUAAAAAGGUCCAGGAUCUAUGGGAGGAUGAAGUUUGGGAUGCAUCGAGGCAGCGAGAGGUUGAAUCUCAUGAAUCUGAGAAGGUCGUUCCAGAGUCUGUUGCGUGGAUGAACAGCAUGCUCAGCUCCGUUUGGCCUUUGAUCAACCCUGAUCUUUUUACUUCGCUUGCAGACAUGCUGGAAGAUGUCAUGCAGGCUUCCAUUCCAAGCAUCAUACGCAUGGUGAGCAUUGACGACCUCGGCCAAGGGAGUGAGGCUAUCCGAAUCUUGGGCAUUCGUUGGCUACCGACUGGUGCUGCAAGUCAAUCUGUGGAUGAAGAUGGAAACCUCAAGUCUCCUGACGAUCCGGGUGAGAACGAUCGAAAGGUUCCCGGUGAAGGAGAGCAAGAACAAGAUGGCGACAAGGACAACGAAGGGGAGCAGGGUGGCGAAGACCUGCAAGAGGGCUUGGAAGCCGAACAGGGCGAUUUCGUGAACAUGGAGCUGGCAUUCGCUUACCGUGCGAGGUCCUCGGGCAAGUCUUUGAAGGCAAGAGCCAAAAAUGCGCACCUCUACCUCAAGUUCUACCUUCCUGGCGGUAUCGCAGUGCCUGUCUGGGUGGAAACCAAAGGUGCCGUUGGAAAGAUGCGCUUGCGCCUUCAGCUCACCCCCGACCCACCGUUCUUCAGCCUGUGUACCCUGACCUUUAUGGGCCAACCCAAGGUGGACGUCAGCUGUAUUCCAAUUUCCAAGCACGCGCUGAACAUCAUGGAUGUGCCCUUGAUCUCAUCAUUUGUGCAAAGCUCAAUUGACGCAGCGCUGGCCGAAUACGUUGCUCCCAAGAGCCUCACACUGGAUCUCAAGGACAUGCUCGUCGGAGAUGACUUCAAGAAAGACACAGUCAGCAAGGGCGUGGUCAUCAUCUUGAUCAAAAGAGCUCGUGGCUACAAAGAAGGCGAUACUGGCAUCGGACCAAUGGAAGGCUCAAGCGACACCUACGCCACAGUUUCGUGGGGCAAGUUCGGCAAGCCCGCAGCUUCAACCCGUGUCAUUGUGGACGAUCAGGAGCCCGAUUGGCAUGAAUGGAGCAACAUCCUCGUUUCUCCGGAAGAGCUCAACGCAGAAGAGAAACUACGGGUCCAGAUCUGGGAUUCCGAUAAAUUCACAGCCGAUGAUGAUUUGGGACGCGUGGAAGUUGAUCUUCAGGAGCUGAUGCACAGCAAAGACUCCCGCAACCGGAUGUGUGAUCGUGAAGAUAGAUUUGUGGGUGAAGAUCCCGAUGAAAAGAUGCCUGGUACCUUGACCUGGAGCGUGGGUUACUUUGCAAAGACCACAAUAACCGAGGAUCAACUCGCUCGACAGGAGGUCAAACCCGAUAUCAAGAAGGUCGAAGAUCUCCAGAAGGAAGCGGCCGAGUCGGCCGAGCGGAAGUUGAGAGAAGCAAGAUCGCACCAGCAAGAACUCGACCAGCAAAAAUCACAGGACUUUAAGGAGCUACAGGAUCAGCUCCUCAUUGCUUCGCCCCCUCCUGAAGGCUACCCGAGCGGCAUUUUCAGUAUUCAGAUCCACAACAUUACAGGCUUAGAAGUCCAGCAGCUACAGAAGCGCGAGAAGGACGACGACGGCGAGCAAGAAGACCAGGCCGAUCAAGCCGAUGACCUCCCAAGCAGUUAUGCCACCAUCAUCAUCAACCAUCAGAAAGUCUAUCGGACGAGAACAAAGCCAAAGAAUGCAAAGCCAUUCUUCAAUGCGGGGACGGAAAGAUUCAUUCGCGACUGGAGGAACACGGAGGUCAUGGUGAGUGUCCGUGACGAUCGCGAGCGCGAGAACGAUGCUCUUCUGGGUAUGGUGUAUCUGCCCUUACGCAAGGUGUUUCAGAAUAAAAGCCAGGUCAUGACGUCUUAUCCAGUAGCCGGCGGUAUGGGUUACGGCCGCGUCAGAAUCAGUAUGGUGUGGAGAAGCGUCGAACUACAGUGGCCGAAAGAGCUCCUCGGUUGGAACUAUGGUACUCUAGAGGUCAAGAGUCCGAUCCACGGCUCAGGCCAGCUGGAGAAUUGGAAGCUCAAGCUGCGGACAAACAUAUCCUAUGGCAAAUUCCAUCAUCACGGUGAGCAAUGGGACGUGAAACAUGGCAAACCAAACCUGUUCUUGGCCGUCAAGAAGCGCUAUUCCAGUCCCUUGAUCAUCGAAUGUGGUAAAGGCAUGAUGGGGACAGAUCCACCUGCAUUUGCUGUGCUGUGGCUCAAGGACAUCCCGGAUGAAGAGGAGACCACAGUGAAGAUGAAGGUGUAUAAGACAAGCAAAGGCGCGAUGAAGAAGGCCACCACCUCGUGCCACUAUGAAGGCGAAGAGCUGGGAGAGCUUCAAGUCACGUUGAAGUUUUGGCGAGGCUUGAGCGGCUAUCACAAGAAGUACGCGAGCAAGGGGAAUAACACAGACAUGCGAAACGUGAUGGAAGUCCUGGACACUGCAGCCGACGACAGAGAUGACGGGGAAGGCGAGGACUCAAGUUAUGUCGAUUCCAGUGACGACGACGAUGAGACAAGAGAGAAGCUUAAGCCCCAUACAAAUCAAGACUCAUCCGACGAUGAGGACCAGAGUAAAGUCGACAAACUGAAUCCAAUCAAUAAGGUCAGCAAGAUGAUUGGAUCGAACAACGAGGAUGACGGGUCUCGAGGCGUUUUCGCGUCGAUCCGUGACUACAAGGAUCAUCAUCGGCAACUGCACAGAAAGCAUCGUGGCAUAAUGCAAUGGAAGGGAGCCCGAACCCUUGACUGGGCUGUGACCAAGUAA
This is a messenger RNA of Cyphellophora europaea CBS 101466, 3756 nucleotides long. RefSeq lists its product as uncharacterized. Gene Ontology annotation, molecular function: lipid binding. The transcript has a single exon. NCBI's taxonomy places the organism in Eukaryota, Fungi, Ascomycota, Eurotiomycetes, Chaetothyriales, Cyphellophoraceae. The record is from RefSeq and is a predicted model, not a curated record. Bases 1 to 3756 code for a protein of 1251 amino acids.